AUUCAGUAUGAAGAUUUUCCUUGAAGUUCGCACAAGUGCUAGUCUUUAUCAGUGAGAAGCAGUUGAAACAAUAUCUACUGUCGCGAGCGGAAGAGGAAAUUGAAGGAAAAAUAAUUGUGAUCAGUAACAAUAAAAAAUGGCAUCGACACCAAGAGCUAUACAGAAAUAUGAAAGCAAUAUACCUCGAGUAGGCAAUUGUUGCUUCUGCUUUGACAUGAAUGCUGGUGGCACAAUGAUGUCGGUAUUUGGAGUGAUUACAGGAUGUGCCUAUCUUGCUCGAUCUUUCUAUGUUCUUUACAAUCCACAUGCUUUUGAGAAGACACUUGAGGAAGAUGAUGCCUUAAAUAACGACGAUGAUAAUAUUUGGCUGGUUUACAUUUCAUUGAUGUUCUGUGGAUUUUUGUUUUUAAUUACAUCCGGCUUUAUGUUGUACGGAAGCGCUAAAAGAAUGUCUCAUCAUGUCUACCCAUUCUUGAUUGGAAUCCUUUUUAGCGCUGUUUGGGCAAUUAUUUUAGGGACGAUUGAAAUUUUUGACUCUGACAUGUUGAUAGCUUUUGGAUAUUUUGCAUUUGCUGCCUUACAAGUUUAUCUCUGGGUUUGUGCAGUUUCACUUUACAGAGAUCUCCUAGAAAUUGAAUUGGACCCAAACAAGCCAACACGUACAACGGUAUAA
Molecule: messenger RNA, 673 nt
Organism: Chironomus riparius
Lineage: Eukaryota; Metazoa; Arthropoda; Insecta; Diptera; Chironomidae
Source: the annotation of a GenBank genome assembly